GGAGAGACCACAAGCAGGACAAGAUGGGUGGAAGGUUUAAGGUGGACAGGAUACUUCAGUUUUAAACCUCAGCUGGAGCAAGUGCUGACUGAGCGAGUCAAGGGAGGAAAAGUUGCAACGAGAAGCAGCAACAGAUAUAUUCAGAUAAAUUCAGAAAGCUACGGGGAGUGAUGGAAAAGUAUGUGCGGAGGAGGUAGACACCGGGGGAGGAGGUUUCAUUUCCCACAGCUCCUCUCAGUUUCUCAGGACUUCCCUCCCUGGACACUGCUGCUGCUGCUCUAAGUGCCUUCUCUCCAGGGCCAAACGCUUCCAUAUCUGGACCUGGAUUUGGACAAACAGUGAGAUGGACUGAAUCAGGCGGGACAACAACACCGAACCUAAAUUUAACUUUUUAUAAGUCUCUCCUGAAAGAUGUUUGGUGGAGCAAAGGAUAACCCACUGUUGUGAGAGAAAUACAACAGGAGAAAGCAGAAAAAGGGGCUUAUUUAAAACAUCACAACAUCACGUCUCAGAAGUAAAUGUCUGAUUUUUUUUUUAUUUCCACAAUACAGCCUUGUCCUACCGAGUUUACACUUCGCAUGAAAUUCAGAUUUCUUUUAUCUUGACUGUUUUAGAAGAUGAUCUCAUCUUGAAUAUUGUUGUUAUGAUUAUUAUUUAGAGAUACCACUGAGACUAGAUAGUUGGAUUGUCCUCAGCUUCCAGCUGAAGAGAGCUUACAGUAUGUUUCAGAGCUGAGGUUUCAGAAAUUGCUUGUGUGGUUGCCGCAUAUAAUGGGGUAAUUUAUUUACAAUUGCUGUUGUUGUUUUGCCAUUUUAUGGCAGGGAAGAUGAGAGGACUUGAGUAUUUUAUGUUCCGUUCUCUGAUGUUCUACACUUCAAUAAGUCUGUUGCAUUCACCGGGACUUUCUCCCACCUAAUGAGAGGGAAAUCAUGAAAAUGGACGCAGAGGCUGUACCGAAUUCUUUGCUUUUUCCAAAUGACAUUUUUAUCUGAAACCAAGAUGUGAUUUAUGACUGUAAACUAUGACGUGAGGGACUGAUAAUUGCUGUUUGGAUUAAAAGGAUGAGCAGUAACUUGUGUCUUUGCCAGUCCGAGCUCCCGAGAGUGCGUGCAGGAGUAAAGUCUGGAAAGUGACUCUAAACGUCUCCUUUAAUGCACUAUAAUAAAUGGCUCGUGACACAACCCCCAUUUUCCCUCAUGGGUCCAGAGAGGGAGGUUUUCCAUAUAUGUCGACUUCCACAUAUUUUCCACUUCAGCAUCAGUGUUGACAUUAGAGCAGCCUUCAUCCAGCCCGCUGGCGUGGUUCUCAUGCUGUGUCCUGGGCCUGGAAAACAACCCCAUGCAGUCACUCACCACCCAGACUGAUUCCUGUCACAUCUUGGUUCAUCUCUGUUGAAAACACUUGCUGUUGACUAGCCUGGCCCAGGAUUACUCGGGCUUCUUUUUGUUUGUCCCUGAGGCCAGGCCUUCUCGUGCAGGCUUGGCCCUGAGUGGGCUUCCCCUGUCCUGCAAUCAUGGGGAUUCAGGGCAUGGAGCUGUUUGCCAUCGGAGUGGUUAUCAUCCUUUUCAUGGCAGUUCUCAAGCAGUUUGGCAUCCUGGAACCCAUGUCCUCGUUUGAAGAUGACAGCAGCGACAGUGAUUUGGAGCUGUCAACGGUGCGUCACCAGCCGGAGGGGCUGGACCAGCUGCAGGCUCAGACCAAGUUCACCAGGAAGGAGCUUCAGUCUCUCUACCGAGGAUUCAAGAAUGAGUGUCCCAGUGGGCUGGUUGAUGAGGAGACAUUCAAGUCCAUCUAUUCUCAGUUCUUUCCCCAAGGAGAUGCAACAACCUACGCUCACUUCCUGUUCAACGCCUUUGACAUUGACAGAAACGGUUCAAUCCGCUUCGAGGACUUUGUCAUUGGCCUGUCAGUGUUGCUCAGAGGUUCAGUCACUGAGAAGCUCAACUGGGCCUUUAACCUCUAUGACAUUAAUAAGGAUGGCUACAUCACCAAAGAGGAGAUGCUGGCGAUCAUGAAGUCAAUCUAUGACAUGAUGGGGAGAUACACCUACCCCUGUGUGCGAGAUGAAGCACCCUCCGAACAUGUGGACAAGUUUUUCCAGAAAAUGGACAAAAAUCGAGAUGGUGUAGUGACCAUUGAAGAGUUCAUUGAGACCUGUCAGAAGGACGAGAAUAUCAUGAACUCCAUGCAGCUGUUUGAGAAUGUGAUAUAAGGAAUCAAGACGCUCGCAGUUGUUUUCCUCCAUUAGCUCUCGCGCACAACUUACACAAAAACACAGCACAUCCCACACCCCAGACUCCACACUAAAACAUGACGUCCUGGCACAUAAUGUAGGUACUGUAAGGAAACAGGAGCUAUAGCUUUUUUUCUAUUUCUCGCCAUGCUCUUUUAGCUCUAUCUUGCAACUGCUUCUGGAUUAAAAGGACUGUUACAGACAGAAAAAGAGCUUCCUGGGUAAAAUUCCCAUCUAUCCAAUCUGGGGUUUUUGUUUGUCCCCAGUGAAUCAACAGCUGAGCUCCUUGUACUUUUAUUGUUGACACAAAGGAUCAACAACGAACAAGGAGUGAAGAAGCUUACAAUAAUCCAUUUGACUGGAGCACACAAGGACAGUAGCUUUAACACUAAUAUACCUUGUUUCUCACCCCGACACACACACACACACCUGCUCAAGAGUCUUUAGAGCACCGGAUGAAGUGAACAGAGCAGCAUGGAAAAAAAAUUGCAGCACAUAAAAAAAGAAAAAUGAACUAAAGCAUGUUUGUCAUCAGAUAUGUGAUGUGGAAUUAGCUUGCACUACAGUUUUAUGACCAUGUAUUAUAUGCGCCUGAAAUAAUGGCACUGUAGAUACCUGCACCUGAUACAUCACUGAUGGAAACCAGUGUGUAUGUAUAUAUGUAUAGUGAAUAGUUAUAUAUCCUAUGUUGUACUGGUCUCCUCUGUACUGCAUUGGGUGAUGGAAGAGGGCCAGAACUGAAUAUUUGUUUAAGAAAUCUCUGUUAAUCAGUUUGACAUCAUGUUUAGUAACAGUUCUCCACAGAAUUCAAAUGGAUUAUUCAAAGAUUUCUCUCUUUUUUUGUAUUUAGGGAUAUUAUGUUUAGCUGGUUAUAUUGGAAAAGUGAGUCUGUACAAUACUGUGAAGAUACAGAAAGGACUGUUAAAAGUGUGUUUUUUUAAGCUGACUCAAGGAUUUAUCUUGGUUCCUCAGUAUCUACGAGCAUGCUGAAUCUAAGUGCCACAGUAUUACGUACAGUACGGUAGGACCUUCGUGAUGUCAGUUAAUUAAAGAUGCUGUCAACAGCUGCCACCUCUCCUUUUUUUAAUGCGUCCCUUCACUACAUU
Toxotes jaculatrix (banded archerfish) is the source of this 3339-nucleotide messenger RNA. RefSeq names its product Kv channel interacting protein 3b, calsenilin (gene kcnip3b). Gene Ontology annotation, biological process: regulation of potassium ion transmembrane transport; negative regulation of transcription by RNA polymerase II. The record is from RefSeq and is a predicted model, not a curated record. NCBI's taxonomy places the organism in Eukaryota, Metazoa, Chordata, Actinopteri, Toxotidae. Gene Ontology annotation, molecular function: RNA polymerase II cis-regulatory region sequence-specific DNA binding; potassium channel regulator activity; DNA-binding transcription repressor activity, RNA polymerase II-specific. Gene Ontology annotation, cellular component: nucleus; voltage-gated potassium channel complex. The transcript is spliced from 8 exons. Bases 1514 to 2212 code for a protein of 232 amino acids.